UCAUCAUCAUCAUCAUCACAGCCUCCAUCCGCCCGCGCCGCGCUGCACCUGCCGACAGCGCUGCCAUUAAAUACAAUGGAAAGAGCAGAAAGACACGGAAACAUCUAAAACAGACGCCUCUCCUCCAACAGACAAGAAUGAGUGAAGAGGUGCCAGUUUCUCCCAGCUGGCUGGCUCAAGAACCCACCUGGGGCAGCAGCGGCGCGGGCAGCAUAGAGAACAUCACUGUAGGAACAUACCCACCUGCGGUCGUCCUGCCAGCGAGACCACCUGCGGAGCUGCUGGUGAACCCAUGGGACAUCGUACUGUGUUCAUCCGGCACCCUCAUCGCCUGUGAAAACGCCCUGGUGGUUUUGGUCAUCUGGCAGAACCCGGCUCUACGCGCCCCAAUGUUUCUGCUGAUCGGCAGUCUAGCUCUAGCUGACCUACUGGCUGGUUUGGGACUAGUCCUGCACUUUACUUUCGCAUACCUGCUGCGUUCUGAUUCAGCCCAGCUGUUGACUGUAGGUCUGGUGGUGGCGUCCUUCUCCGCAUCUGUUUUCAGCCUGCUGGCCAUCACCAUUGACCGAUACCUGUCGCUGUACUACGCUCUCACCUACAACUCCGAACGAACUGCCGCCUUCACAUACACCAUGCUGGUGCUUCUAUGGGGCGUUUCCUUGUGUUUGGGUUUGCUCCCAGUCACUGGUAUCAACUGCCUAGGGCAGGAGGCGAACUGCAGCGUGGUAUGGCCCCUAACGAAAAACAAUGUGGCUGUUUUAUCCGUGUCCUUCCUUCUACUCUUCGGCCUCAUGCUACAACUUUAUGUGCAGAUCUGCAAAAUUGUCAUGCGGCAUGCGCACCAAAUUGCCCUCCAGCACCACUUUUUAGCAGCAAGCCCUCAUUACGUCACGACGCGUAAAGGCGUAUCCACGCUGGCGAUAAUUCUGGGCACGUUCGCUGCCUGCUGGAUGCCGUUUACUGUAUACUCACUCAUAGCCGAUUAUACAUACCCACCGCUCUACACGUACGCCACCCUGGUUCCAGCCACCUACAACUCAGUCAUCAACCCAGUCAUUUACGCCUUCCGCAAUCAAGAGAUCCAGAAAGCGUUGUGGUUGGUGUGCUGUGGAUGUAUCCCUGCCAGCGUAGCCCAUCGGGCACGGACCCCCAGCGACGUCUGAUGUGAUGUGCCUAGGGAAUUGCACAGGUCAUGGGACAAGAAAGGGCAUGUGCGUCACCCGUUUCUGUCUUCCCCUAAAGCCCAAAGUAUACUUUGGUUUUUACGCAUAUGCGAGAGUCUGUGUACACCUGAAUCGUGAACCGGAUAUCCGCUUUGAAUUGUUUUUGCGCUGCUUAAUUUUGUCCACAAGGUGUCAACAGUAAACAUAUCAGGAAAAAACGGAAGGAUAACAAAAACACAAGUUUAUGAGGGGAUUACAAGGCAUCCAAAGAUGUAUUUUAAAGACUUUUUGGAGGGAAAAUGAGCAGAAAUUGGACAAGAAUAAAUCUUUCUUAUCAGUGUAAACUUCGACAGGCUGUAUGUUCGACUCGCGUGCGUAAAAAUCAAACUACGAAGUAAACUUUGGGCUUAAAUGUUAUGUGACAACCACUGCCACACAAUCUUUUGCCUGAUCCUGUUCCGACCAGCUGCCACACCCUGUCCAGGAUUUGAAAAAGGGCCGGGAAUUGAUGCAGUGUGGCAGGCAGCUGUAAAUAUCCUGUACAUAAAUAUGCCUUUGCAUUUUUUUGUGCUUGUUUUGGCUUGGCCACAGCGGCAGCCCCCUGUUGCAUGGGCUGUGAGGGAGGAGGAGGAUGAGGGGCAGCACGAGGCGGUCCGCUUGACUGGAUCCCGAAGCUCAUUCAUCUCGUCCUGCUGUUGCUGCAUUCAGGAACGUGCGCUGAACGUUAAGUAACCGCGGUGUGCUAAAAAUAGACACGAGGCGCUCGGUGAUCCGCGCCUUGCGUCCUCCAUAGAAACACAGAGAGGCGCGCUUUUCUCGUCUCUUUGAUUUAAAUCUCAACCCGAGCGUGGCCGAAUGUAAAAUGUCCUCCAAAGCAGAAAAACCAUGAAGAGCUAACUACAAUCUCAGAUCGAGAACCACUCUAUAAAUAACCCAACCCACGGAUGCCUUUAUUUUGGUUUAUAUCGGAAGUGGAACUGUCACCCGUCUUGCAUUCCUCUUCCAUAAAUGCGGGAUGAAAGUGAACGGGAGGGUGGAGAAAGUGUAUGUGUGGUCAUUUUAAACAGUCCCCUGUGAAUAGAGGCUCACUUCAAACAACUGUCGAGUACAAAACGUGCAUUAAGUGUUUGAGAAUAAGAGGUUUGUUUAUAUGCAGCGACGUUGUUGAGAACAGAACCGAAUGUAUUUUCUUUUGAUUUGCUCUUAAUUUGCAUUGUGCCCCCAAAGCUCUGAAUAGAUCACUGCUGCUUUUAUUAUGUUCAACUGGUAAUUAAUACUGGGUACAGGAUAGCUGUCAAACAAUGGUAAUUCAUAGCAUUUUGCUUCAAAUCUACAUGUAUUGCAUUUUCAAAGAAGCAUCAAUAUAUAUCAAUUAGAGGGGUAAUCUCUAACGCUAAUUACAAGUUU
Messenger RNA from Danio aesculapii, 2570 nucleotides. RefSeq names its product G protein-coupled receptor 12 (gene gpr12). Gene Ontology annotation, molecular function: G protein-coupled receptor activity. Bases 138 to 1163 code for a protein of 341 amino acids. The transcript has 2 exons. The record is from RefSeq and is a predicted model, not a curated record. Gene Ontology annotation, cellular component: membrane. NCBI's taxonomy places the organism in Eukaryota, Metazoa, Chordata, Actinopteri, Cypriniformes, Danionidae. Gene Ontology annotation, biological process: G protein-coupled receptor signaling pathway.